Messenger RNA from Aspergillus nomiae NRRL 13137, 2607 nucleotides. RefSeq lists its product as uncharacterized. The record is from RefSeq and is a predicted model, not a curated record. Lineage: Eukaryota; Fungi; Ascomycota; Eurotiomycetes; Eurotiales; Aspergillaceae. The transcript has 5 exons. The coding region runs from base 1 to 2607 and encodes 868 amino acids.
AUGUCCGACUUCGACGCCCUCCUCGCCGACUACACUUCGAAAGAAAACCCGAAGGUACACGGAGUAAUAUGCAAAUGCGUAGAUAAGAAUGGAAAGGAAAUUUACAACAAAAUAGCGGGCUACAACUCCCUCGCCGCAGAUGCCGCACCCCUCCAUGAAUCCGCCGUCCUCAAACUCGCCAGCGCCACAAAGCUCAUCACCAGCAUCGCACUCCUCCAAUGCAUCGAAAAAGGCCUCAUUACCCUCGAUUCACCCCUCGCCGAGAUCCUCCCUGAGUUCGCCAACGUCCAAAUCCUCACCGACGUCGCGGGAUCAGACUUCACCUUCGAACCAAACAAAACCGGCAUCACGGCGCGACAUCUUCUGUCGCAUACUUCCGGAUUGGGAUAUCCGUUCACCAAUCGAUUACUGGGUCUUAGGGCAGAGGCCAGAAAGCAUCUUACACCUUCGCUCCGCGUGACGGAGAAAUAUGGGUAUCCGUUAGUGUUCGAACCGGGCAGUGGAUGGUUAUAUGGCUGUAGCCUCGACUGGGCUGGGGUGGUUGUCAGUCGUCUACAUGACGGGAUGUCCUUAGAAGAAUACAUGAUCGAGAACAUCUGGAAGAAAGUAGGCCUUUCGGCUCCCUUCCCGCGAUUCAAUAUCUCAACCCAUCCCGAAUACAACGCACGGAUCAUGCACGGCGCCGUGCAAACCAGCGACGGACGACUGGAACCCUGCGAUAGCUGGGCCUUCGAUAACCCCGAAGAUCAAGAAGGGGGCAGCGGCCUCUCCUCCACGACGAAGGACUUUCUCGCCGUGCUGGCAGAUUUGAUCUCGGAGACUCCCAAACUAUUGAAACCGGAAACCAUCUCGGAGAUGUUUACGCCGCAGCUUGUGCCUGGUUCGGCCAGUGUGAAGAUGCUCCUAGAGUUACGGCCUGCCUGGGCAACCGUGGCUGGGCCUGUGGCGGACGAUGCGGUGAAUCAUGGGUUGGGUGGUGUGUUGUGUACUGGGCCGGUACCUGAGAUAGGGCAGCCUGCGAAUGUGCUGGCGUGGGGCGGGGCGACUAAUAUUGCCUGGUGGGUUAGUCGCGAGUUGGGUGUCGCGGGCUUUUUUGCGACGCAGCAGGCUCCGUUUGGUAAUCCGACAGUGACGGGGCUUGUGAAUGCCUGGAAGAGAGAUUUUUGGAGGGGGUUUAAUCGGGGUCGGAGCAAGUGCCGGCACAGCUCCGGGUUGCGGAAUCCCCAUGGGGAAGAUGCCGGAGAUACACCAUCUGCGAACCACUCGGCGCAGAGCGAACAUGAUAGCCAACGUCCCGGUGGGGUUAACGGGGGGUCCAGGAAGAUGCUGCUCAAUAGAGUAACAACCGGAUACGCGGCAAUUAUUGCUCUCAGCAUUGGCUUGGCUCAUGCCACCGUAUUCGAUAUACCUGGCAUAUUCCCGGCCAUCCCUGGCGUGGCCCCAUUCGAGUCCAUCGACACGGCACAGUAUUUCAAAAGAAACCCUGGAGACUUUGUCCAUCCCGGGAUUUGGCAUACGCACGAGGACCUCGAGCGCAUGCGGGACAAUGUGCUCCGUAGCAAAGAACCCUGGGCAUCGGCGUACCAACGCUUCCGCGCCGACCAAUACUCCCUCGCCAAUUACACGAUGGAGGGACCCGCCGCUGUGAUUUCCCGGGGUAAAAUCAGUAACUAUACGUCGUUUGCGCAUGACGCACGAGCCGCAUGGCAGAACGCCCUGAUGUGGUAUAUCACCCGCGACCAAUCGCAUUGGAGCCGCAGCACCAGCAUCCUGGACGCGUGGGGGUCGAAUCUGACGGAUAUUGUCGGUAUUGACCGGUCGCUGCUGAUUGGACUGGACGGAGACCUAUUCGUCAAUGCAGCGGAGAUCAUGCGAUGGGAAGGGAAUUGGACUGAGUCCGGUAGUAGAUGGCAGGGGGGCAGUGGGUUCAGCAAUCAGCUGUACUGGCUGUUCUCCCGACAGUCCGUUGCCAUUGGGCAGGCGAACUACGGAAUGGCCAGCAUUAAGGCAUUGAUGAGCUUCGCGGUGUAUCUGGACGAUGUGCAAUUGUAUAAUUAUGCCGUUCAUGCGUUCAUUCACGAUCGUUGUGCCGGGUUAUUGGCCAUGUACCACCCCAAGACAGGGCAGUCGGUGGAAGCGGGGCGUGAUCAAGGUACAGUACCUCCUUACUUUGCUGAUUCAAGACCGACCGAUAAGGCAAGCAUGCUGACAGCAUCAGGCCACACCAUGUCGGGCAUCGGGUGGACGGCAUACGGCGCUCGUGUUGGGCAAAGCCAAGGCAGCGAUCUUUAUAGUCUCGGGGGUGGCUUGUUACUCCGAGCGGCCGAGUACGCCGCGACGUAUAACCUGAACCACACCGUCUUUUAUGACCCCCAAUGGUACCGGUGUGAAGCAGUGCUGGUCAAUGGCCCGUGGCAGAACAUAUCCGAGGCCAAUCGUGGAGUCACCAGCAAGAACCCCAUGUGGGACAUUCUAUUUUAUGAAUACGUGGUGACGCGGGGAAAUGACGGGCCCUGGACCACAGCCGCGAAGGAGGCCCAGGGGUUCGCUGGUGGAGUCUCCUCCAACGACCACCCCAGCUGGGGAGAUCUGAUCUGGGCGCGGUAA